Glarea lozoyensis ATCC 20868 is the source of this 171-nucleotide messenger RNA. RefSeq lists its product as uncharacterized. The record is from RefSeq and is a predicted model, not a curated record. Bases 1 to 171 code for a protein of 56 amino acids. The transcript has a single exon. Lineage: Eukaryota; Fungi; Ascomycota; Leotiomycetes; Helotiales; Helotiaceae.
AUGCCUGGUCACAAGAUUCGCCAUCCAGAAUAUAGUGGGAUACAGAAACAAGACCGUGAGCAUUACGUCGGAUGCAUAAUGUACGCCAUCAUCUUGUCCAGUGUAUUUCCACAUAAAAUUAGAAAGGUGCCAUCCCAGAGUAUACAGAAGGGUUCCGUGGAUAAUGUAUAA